AUGAACGUCACGGGCAGGAGCGGCAGCGACUACAGCAGCGACACGGAGGACGAGUGGCCGGUCGAGUACAGGUCGGACCUGGUGCAAGCAGCCAACAUUAGAGGCCCACAAGCGGGAGGAGGCAGUGCGCCUCCUUCCCCCAACCUCAACGGCUUCGGCGACCAUCAACAUCACAUCCGAUUCAUGGAGAGCAGCGGCGAAGUGGGAGAGGGCGACCUGGAGCUCGGCGGAAUGCGUGCAGGCAAGCAGAGCAGGAAGCCAGGCGGAGAAGAAGAAGAGCUAAAGGAGUUGCUGCAGCCCUAUAAUCUCGACGGCGAAAAUGAGAAGGAGAUGCUGGCGCGCGUCGAAGGAGUCGAGACCACAGACUAUCAGCCACUCAAAGGCGGCGUCCACCUGCGCAGGCUGUUCUCCCUUGCUAAGCCAGAGUGGUUGAUGCUCUUGGGCGGCACCAUUUCGCUGGUCGUCUCAAGCGGCUCGAUGCUGAUGCUGCCCCAGUUCGCUGGCGACAUCAUCGACGCAGUCUCCAAAGACGGCGAGGACAAGCUGUACCGUGCUCUCUUCAUGUUGGCCAUCACGCUCGGCAUCGGUGGCGUCUUCACCCUGUUUCGAGUCGCUCUGUUUACGAUCUCGGGCGAGCGCGUCGUGGCGAGGCUGAAGAAGAUGCUGUUCUCACGAAUCAUCAAGCAGGAGGUGGCCUUCUUCGACGUGAACAAGACAGGUGAGCUUGUGAAUCGCCUCUCGGCCGAUUGUACAGUAUUGCAGAACGCCGUCACUGUAAAUAUUUCGAUGGUUCUCCGCGAGCUGGCGUCCGCCAUCGGCGGCAUCACCAUCUUGUUCGUCAUCUCGUGGAAGCUCACGUUGAUCAUGUUGUCCGUCAUCCCGAUCGUCGUCAUCGCGGCGGUGAUGUUUGGCAAGUUCGUGAAGAACAUGGCCAAGGCCCAGCAGGACGCCCAGGCGGCUGCGACCACGGCCGCAGAGGAAGCGAUCAGUAACGUCCGUACGGUCAAGUCUUUCGCCGCCGAGCUGUUGGAGAACGAACGAUAUGAUGCCAAGGUGCACGCCGCGUACUUGCUCGCCAGAAAGCUGGGUAUUGUGUUCGGUGUGUUCGCUGCCACCAUGACGUUUGCUGCGAGUGGCGCCAUCGUUUUGGUGCUGUGGGAAGGUGGUCGCGAGGUCAUCAGCGGGGCCAUGACCACUGGUACCCUGACCUCAUUCAUUUUGUACACGGUGAGUGUGGCCGGAGGAUUGGGCGGCUUGUCUUCACUCUACGGCGACUUCAUGAAGGCGAUUGGUGCCUCGUCCCGUGUGUUCCAGCUCUUGGACAGGGAGCCGCGUAUUUCGAGUGAGGGUCGCAAGAUCAACGCCAUCAAAGGCGAGGUGCAGCUGGAAGACGUCUACUUCGCCUACCCCUCGCGGAAGGACGUCAUGGUGCUCCACGGCGUGUCGCUCAAGCUCUUGCCCGGCCAGAUCGUCGCGCUCGUUGGUCCAUCAGGCGGUGGCAAGUCGACGAUCGCGCACAUGAUCGAGCGGUUCUACGAUCCGCUCUCUGGCGGAGUGUACCUCGACGGCGUUGAUCUGCGCGAUCUCGAUUACGAUGACCUUCACAGUAUCUCGCGGACCGUCUUCAACCAUGAUCCAGUCCUCAACUUCCCUUCCACCGCGCUGUGUCUCAACUCCUACGUGCCCGAGGACAGGCGCAGUACGACCUUCACCGACCCGUACUUGAGCCCCAGCAUGGCGCCAUCGUCGCUCCUGGCCAAGUUCCCGCCCACUCACAUCGCCGCCGGAGGACUCGAUCCGCUGCUCGACGACGGCGUCCACUUUGCGCAUCGUCUGCUGAAGGAACAGCGACCGGUGGAGCUUCGCAUCUACGACAUCCUUCCUCACGGUUUCAUGAACGUUUCGCAGACCAUUCCCUCGUCCAAGUUUGCCAUCGUCGACAUCGCCAGCGCCAUCACCCAGCUCAUGUUCGCUCCGGAAGCAGCGCCGGCCGACGAGCCACACAGCGUGUGA
Messenger RNA from Acanthamoeba castellanii str. Neff, 2013 nucleotides. Its product is annotated as ABC transporter transmembrane region domain containing protein. Gene Ontology annotation, molecular function: ABC-type oligopeptide transporter activity; ATP binding; ATP hydrolysis activity. The transcript is spliced from 14 exons. Gene Ontology annotation, biological process: transmembrane transport. NCBI's taxonomy places the organism in Eukaryota, Discosea, Longamoebia, Acanthamoebidae. The coding region runs from base 1 to 2013 and encodes 670 amino acids. Gene Ontology annotation, cellular component: membrane. The record is from RefSeq and is a predicted model, not a curated record.